CCAAAGCUGUGGCAUCCAAUGCAGUGCUUACUGAGCUUGCUGACUGCUUUUCAAAGAUGGGGCAAUCCCAUUUGAACCCAGCCCCUAGUCUCAAGAUGGUGCAGGUUCAAGUGUCCAAACUGGAGCUGCUGUUCCUACAGUUGUUAAUGCAUCCAAGGAUGUGGGUAUGCUAGAAGACUUGCCAAAUUCAAACUCACCUUUCAAAACCAGCCAGGAAGAGAGCUUUGAAAAUGUUACCAGGACUUCAGCGGCACCACACACGGCUGUCUCUGCUCCUGUUAUUCUGAAUGGGAACCCUCAAGCUUCCAAUCCGUUUGCACAUUGUGCUCCCCUUGCAUCACAAGUCCCUGCUGGUGAUGAUGGGAAGGAAGCCAAGAAACAGAAUACCUGUCUUCCAACUAGGAAGCCUAAUCCCUUUGGUUUGCCCACCUUUCCUAUGAAUUACGGCUUCCCUUCACCCACUGAUUUUCCAUUUAGUGGAGUGCCUGUGGAAAAUGACUCAGCUCUGCGUUCUCCAAAAAGUCAUGCAAUUAAGAGAAGCGACUGCGUCAAUAAUCCCAUGGUUGGCAUGUUUCAUAGGGGUGUUCAAUGCGAUGGAUGUGGUGUUCAUCCAAUUACUGGACCUCGGUACACGUCCAAAGUGAAAGAAGAUUAUGAUCUCUGCAGUAUCUGCUUUGCUGCCAUGGGUAAUGAAGCUGAUUACAUAAAGAUGGACAGGCCGAUGUCUUGCCGUAAUCCUUGGUCUUCCAAGUGUUUCAAUGAUCCUACACAGAAAUCUUUGGCCUUCCCACAGCCUCUCUACAAAGGCUCCUGUGGAGUAAAGGGAGGUCAACCUAAGCUAGACAGCCGUUUUGUUUUGGAUGUCAAUGUCUCAGACGGUACUGUGAUGCCUUCAUCUACACCCUUUACCAAGAUAUGGCGAAUGCGCAACAGUGGUAGUGUUGCAUGGCCCCAGGGAGUGCGGCUUGUGUGGAUUGGUGGAGACCAGUUCUUCAGCGCUGAUUCUGUUGAGAUAGAGAUUCCAGUCAAUGGCGUGCCUAUUGAUGGUGAACUUGAUAUUGCAGCUGAUUUUGUAUCUCCUGCUCUGCCUGGUAGAUACAUAUCAUAUUGGAAGAUGGCACACCCAUCAGGUGUGAAAUUUGGACAGCGCAUCUGGGUUCUUAUUGAGGUUGAUGCUUCCCUGAAAGAUCCGUCCUUCAAAGAUCUGAACUUGAAUGAGUCCCCCAAUUGGAGUGGCUCUAAAUGCCAUGAAGAUUUGGAAAGAAUAAGCACUGCCCGAUUGUUGAUCAUGUUGAAGGAACGGGAAAGACUGCACUGCUUUGGGCCCAGGAAGCGAAGGGAAUGAGCUCGGCUUCAUCUC
Molecule: messenger RNA, 1360 nt
Organism: Populus trichocarpa (black cottonwood)
Lineage: Eukaryota; Viridiplantae; Streptophyta; Magnoliopsida; Malpighiales; Salicaceae
Product: protein JOKA2-like
Exons: 6
Coding region: 167-1345 (392 amino acids)
Molecular function (GO): zinc ion binding
Source: RefSeq, a predicted model, not a curated record